AUGUCGUCAAGAUCUGGCUCCUACUCUCGCCGCCCGCAUCCACGCCAACGUGAAUCUCCUCUCGACAGACACAGAAGCCGCCCGGAUUCCAAUCCGAAUUCCUAUGUUCCAGGGGUGGACAUUAUUACCAAUCCACCUCUCCCACCAUCACAUCCGAGUCGUUCGGCGAAUGCCGCUCGGAGAGCUGAGCGCAUCCGCAACAUUGACGAAUACAGCGGCUUCCAGAGAGCCCCCGAUCAGUCCAGCAACUACGAACAAAACCUACACACGAACAGUGCCCACAUCGACUCUCUGUGGGCUACUUUUGACGAGCUAGAACAAGCUUCCGACUUGACGAAUCUGCAGUUAAGGGACCUCUUGGACCUGACCAACCAUAACACCAUGAGCCACACCUUGCCACCAGGCAACGCCUCGCCGUUACCGAGAUCUUUUGACCCGCCAGACGAUAACCGUCGGAACAAGCGACGGAAGAUUGAUGCUGACCGACUUGCUCCCACCAUCUCGCGCAUCCGCUAUGGCAAAUACGGGUCAGUUGAGCCUGGGGCGCUGCGGAUGGAAAUCCUGAGCUGCGAUGGAGGCUCGUACGCAUCAUCCAACCCGUCUUCUUAUGUGGCCGAGAACCUUUUGAGGAAUGAUGAGACUGUAUACUGCACCAAGGGAAACAGGUGCAAUGUUGUGCUCCGUCACGAAGGCGGGGCACCCUUCACUCUACAUGAGCUCGUCAUCAAGGGCCCUACUUCGGUAAAUUAUUCGCAUCCGAUACGUGAGGGCAUGGUCUUCGUAGCUAUGCGCCAGGAUGAGGUUCUCACCCGCACCGCCCAAUAUCAGAUCCAAUACUCGCAACGAGACCCUCUGGCGACAACUCCAGAGCGAGAAGACCCCACUGUCAGGCCCGGUCGUUACGGCCGUGAUCCGAUACCCAUGGCAAGAUUUAGGCGGUCUCAGGCGAACGGAAGUGAAGACGAAGGCUACCGCAUGGCCCAGAUGCCCCCGGAAUUCUCCACCAUCAUCCCCGAGUUUGGUGUAACGACACUGUGCAACGAUGACGACCUAGAUGAACACGGCCGCCACAUCACCCGCCGAGCCCCGAACCGAAUUGGCUCCCUCCCCUUCGAGUCCCGUGACUCCGAUGAAGAAAACAACAAUACCAACGCCGCCAAUAUUGCCACUUACAACUACAGUCCCUCCGUCAUGGAUUUCGACGACUUCCUCGCGGCCGAACAUCAAGGAAACCCCUCCCACCUCCUCAGACUCGCUCGCGAGCAGCGUGAGCGCCGCGAGCGUCGUGAAAACCUGAGGGAAACCCCAAGCUCAAAUCAGAUCCUGCAUCAACUCACAAGAGAAACCCAAAACGUUGUCCAGAGCCGGAGUCAGCCCUCGGAUACCAUGGCCAUGUCCUUCGCAGAGGCCCUCGAGGCGCACAACAAUGCCACCCAGGAGGCGGUCCGAGCAGUCGGCGGCGAGCUCCUCGCACCCCAUGCCCGCUUCUACAUCGACAAGCGCAGCAGCACGUGCUCACUCACCUUCGACCCGCCAGUCUCGGGCCGGUUCAUCCUCCUCAAGAUGUGGAACUCUCACCACGACCCCUCUAGCAAUAUCGACAUCCAGACUGUCAUGGCCCGGGGCUACGCGGGAGGCCGGUAUUUCCCCACUGUUGAUUUCCUCUAG
This is a messenger RNA of Clonostachys byssicola, 1668 nucleotides long. The record is from the annotation of a GenBank genome assembly. Lineage: Eukaryota; Fungi; Ascomycota; Sordariomycetes; Hypocreales; Bionectriaceae.